AUGGAUGGCGUGCGCACAAGGAAGCGCCAUCGGCUGUCGUGGGAUGUCGGCCCGCCCGAGACGCAGGUGGUCUGUCUGAACUUCUCUACUGUUCGAUUCAAUGAGAGAAAGAAGUGAGGAAUCCUCUUUGCGACUCUGACUCUCCCACUCCACUUGUUGCUUUUCUUUCUGUUACUUCGAAAGUAGCUGCUUCAGCUUUAGCCACGCGAAUUUUCGAUAUUCCUUUUUAUUUCUCAUCAAAUGAAUGGCAUCUUCUUCUGGAAAUCCUAGCUAUGCUUAUCAUGAUAUUGGGGAAUCUCAUUGCUAUUACUCAAACGAGCAUGAAACGUAUGCUUGCCUAUUCGUCCAUCGGUCAAAUCGGAUAUGUAAUCAUUGGAAUAAUUGUUGAUUCAUGAUUCGGGCUCGUUGCCUUACCUGGGGAUAAGUCGGCUGUCGGGUUUAUCUUCGGCUGAUGAAUCGGACUGUUGUGUUGGGUGAGUAGGCUGUCACAGAUGGAAGAGUUCCGACUGCGGCGCCGCCUUCGUCACCGCCGCUCAGGGAGGACGAUAGGGAGGGUCACUACGUGUACGACCUCGGAGAGAAUCUUACUCCACGAUGUGAGCGGUUUCCUUUUGUCAUUUCUUUUUUCUCUUCUAACGAUUGAUCUCCGUUCCGAGCUGUGUAGCAUAAUUUUUCAUGAUAAUUAUUGACUCUUCAAUGAUUAUAUCUGCCAGUAAUAAGGGUGGAUCGGUUAGUACGACCAUUAUUGUUCGUGAACAAUUUAGCUCAAAAGCCCUCGGAGUUAUCUAACUUUAAACUUCUUUUUGAUAAUCAAACCCCAAAACCUUCGGCCUUAUGCAACGGUUAAAUCAAAUGCAUCGCCUGUGAUUUGGAAUAUGCCAAUAAAUAGAUUAAAGGCAUACUGGUAGUAUAUUUUUAUUAUGAUUUGCAUUAUUGUAUUCCGAUAUAGCACCAAUAAAGAAGAACUAAUGGAUAUGGCUUCUCAUCCUUUCUUUAUACCAUCGACAGUCAUCUAUGCCGGGGUGUCAUGAAGCAUGUUGCUUGUUUCCUAGUUUGAUAUCUCUGCCACGAUGAUGCAUCAGUUCAGUGAAUGUCUGCCUACUUUUUAAAAAAAUAAUCAGAAAAGUUUUCUGACCGUCUGAUUGCAAAAAUGCCUAACAUUCUACCCAUGGGCGAUGCAGAUAAAAUCCUCAGCAAGAUGGGAGAAGGUUUGUGAUGAUCUAUCAUUGUCAUUCAGGUCUCUUCAUUAUUUAUCUUUAUAUUUUUACAUUCCCCCCUCGGAUGUUAGGACUGCAGGUACUUUUGGACGUGUUUUAGAAUGUUGGGACCGUGAGAAAUGUGAGCCUGUAGCGAUAAAGGUAGUGCGGAGCAUACACAAAUACCGUUAUGCUGCAAUGAUUGAAAUCGAUGUCCUCAAUCAUAUUGCUACGAAUGAAAGAGGCAGAUCGUGGUAUGUGUAAAUUUUAAUUUCCGUUUCAACCUAAGAUUGAAAUCUGCAAUAAUCCAGUGGGUUAGCUUCCCCUCAAUAUCGGUUAUUCAUUUCCUCGUGUCUCUGUUUAUACAGCUGUGUACAGAUUCAACACUGGUUUGACUAUCGAAACCACAUAUGCAUUGUGAGUAUCUGUUUCAUAUUUCUAUUUAAUUAGUUUCCUUAAUCAUUUAGGCUUUCUUUCUUCUUCUGGAUGCAAUUUGGAACUGUGAUUGUGCAGGAAAGAAUGAUACCAUCCCGUGCCUAGUUGCAACUGUUCAGUGAAUUAGGUGGUUUGUUUAUAUGCUGUUAAUGAAUUGGCAGUAGAGCGCAAACCAUUUUUUGGAUAUGAAAUUCUUUUCAUCCUUGAACAAGGGCUGAAGUUCUAAAACAUCCCCUUCUCCCCAAUAAUCUGCAACCAUUAGUCUGUGAGGUUGGUGCAGGGACUGAGGUGGAGUUAAUAUCUCACUGGAAAUGGGGAUACUUUUUUUUAAUUGCAAUAUCCCUACAGGUUCAUUUCAUAACAGGGAGCUAAGUAUUAAACAGUUUCUUUGAUGAACUUUAAUGGUGUUACCAGGUCUUUGAGAAGCUUGGACCGAGCUUAUUUGAUCUCUUAAAGAGAAAUAAAUAUUGCCCAUUUCCUGUGGAUCUCGUCCGGGAUUUUGGGCGUCAGCUUUUGGAAUCUGUCGCAUGUGUGUGGAUUAUUUAUUGGGCUCUUUGAUUUCUUUCUGUUUGUUUUUUUCCUGAAUGAUCUUGCCAUCUGUUUCUGAACCAGUUUUCGUGACAUUUUGUUUUUUGUGCAUCUGGAACGUAGAUAUACACGAUCUACGCCUAGUUCAUACUGAUUUGAAGCCAGAAAACAUACUUCUUGUGACAUCCGAGUAUGUAAAGGUCCCGAGCCAGAAGGUACUUUAGUCAUCUAUAAUACUUAACGAGGUAAAAAAAAUUUCCCAUAUGUUUUGACUUGAUAGUCAAUAAAUUCUUGGGUAUUAUACAGAGCAAUUUGCAGGGGGGAACGCGUUUUAGGUGCUUGCCGAAGUCAAAUGCAAUAAAGUUGAUUGAUUUUGGUAGUACUGCAUUUGAGAAUCAGAGCCGUAGUUCCAUUGUUUCAACAAGACAUUACAGAGCACCAGAGAUAAUUUUAGGUAAAAAAAUUAUUUUUUAUGGCAAAACGUUCGUUUUAUGUCCAUUUGAUCCAUGGUCAGGCCAUCCGUGGAGAGUUUUGUGAACAAUCAAAUAUCUUAUCUGGGAUGAUCCUCAACAGGAAAGGCAACCAUAUAUCUUUUAAGUGAAAAAAAACAUUCACUUUCCCAUUGCCUUUUAAUAGAUCGUAUCAAUAGGCUUUUGUAUUCUUUGGCACAGUUUAAUUUCUUCAUCUCCUCUUUUUCUUUUCUUCAUGUCUUCCAAUAUUUUUUCCGAUAUUUUGAUGUUAUUAUUAUGAAACAAAGUGAGAUUUUUUUUAAGUUAAAUUAUCUGGUAACUUUCUCAGGAAUGAAAGCACCUUUAUUCGCUUAUCGCCUUGUGCUCUGUUUUAUGACGAACUCUAGUAUGGUCACCCUUUUUUUUUUCAUUUUUUCUUUAUAAAACAAGGUAAUUUCUUCUUUUUCUUAAGUUAGGUCUUCUUUUCGCCUUCCAAUGGAAUGCGUGUCUGUGUGUGUGUAGGGAUUCCAUUUCUGGCUGAUUUUGUAUAAUUAUUACGGGAAAAUGAUGUUCUUUUUAGACUUGACCUGUUUUACAAAUUUCUUGUUGACCUCUUCAUUAUUUUUUUCUUCAAAUCCAUACUUUAAUCCGAGUUUGUAUUCGCUUAUUACUGCACUGCCUUUUUGUUUCUUGGUCUUGAUUGUUGAAUUAGUGAGCUUAUACUUUUUUGCUCCAUUUCAGUUGAUGUCAAAUUACUUUCUUUAUGUCCUGCCUUGACAUAUCGUGCUGAUUCGAUUCGGCAUCAUUCAUGUAUUUGAACGGGUCUGAGGUUUCAGUAGCUCAGCAACUCGCUCGUUGCCCUACCUCUUUUAGUCCAUGUACCUCUCUCUGUCUUAUGCCAUUACCUUUUCUUUUCUUUUUUCCGUUUUGUUAUAGAAUCAUCUUGAAAAGCAAAGACAAACCAUUGUGAAUUAAAAAGAAACGAGUGUUCUAUGUUUUUGUUUUUUUUUUAAAUGGUUUUUUAGUCCCAAAAAGGAACUGGUUUUGCAGACUGAUUGUUCCCUUGUGCUUCCCACUAGUCCAUCUCCUUCACUCGGCUUCAUUUGAAGCGACGCAUACUCAAGCAACUUUUUCAACCUGAAAGAAAGCCCUAACAUAAUCGAAGUGCAUGCUUAAAGUUUUAAUUUUCAUGCCGUGUGCACCUCAGGUUUAGGAUGGGACUAUCCUUGUGACCUCUGGAGCAUCGGCUGCAUACUUGUGGAGUUUUGCACAGUACGUGCCCUGUUUUUUCCCUCUCUGGAUUUUUUUUCAUCCUUUGAUAUAUUGCCUGAUGGUACUAUUCUGUGGAGAACUGGUUGAAGGGGGGAGCGCUUUUUCAGACCCACGAGAAUCUGGAGCACCUGGCAAUGAUGGAAAGGGUCUUGGGGCCGCUGCCGCCUCGUAUGGCCCAAAAGGCCAAGUAUGAUCAUGUUUUCAGUUAAUCUGCGGUUUACACAGGAAGCUCUAAUAAGCUGCAGUUGAAUUUCUCUUUUAAAGUCAAUGCGUUCCAUUCCCUUUGUGGAUUGUUUUCUUUCUUCAGCAGCCUCAUGGGCAAUGCAACAAGUCUCAAGAGGAGCAUUCUUUAAGGUUGUAACUUCUGCCUUGACCAUGAUCUCGCGCCUUGUCUAUCUGUAGCCCUUCUGCCGCGAAAUAUUUUACCAGGGGAGCAGAACUGAACUGGCCAGAGGGCGCUGCGUCCAGGGAGAGCAUCAGGGCCGUGGGGAAGCUGGGUAGACUGAAGGUAUGCUGCUGGUGAUCUUCUCCUCGAGGGUUCCAUCCCCAAUGCGGCCCUCCCGCCCUUGAGACGACCAAAAAUGGCAGCUGUUAAGCCGCUUGCUUUGCUUCCUGAUUGACCUCUCCGAAUGCAGGAUCUGGUUGGCCGGAAUGCAGAGUGCUGGGGAGGCUCCUUCACGGACUUACUGCGUGGUUUGUUGAAGUUUGAGCCGGCUGAGCGACUCACGGCUGAGGAAGCUCUUGACCACGCGUUCUUCCAGCAAUCCGGCCCGGCAUGA
Molecule: messenger RNA, 4659 nt
Organism: Spirodela intermedia
Lineage: Eukaryota; Viridiplantae; Streptophyta; Magnoliopsida; Alismatales; Araceae
Source: the annotation of a GenBank genome assembly